Patiria miniata (bat star) is the source of this 2035-nucleotide messenger RNA. RefSeq lists its product as uncharacterized. The record is from RefSeq and is a predicted model, not a curated record. The transcript has 9 exons. Bases 1 to 1872 code for a protein of 623 amino acids. Lineage: Eukaryota; Metazoa; Echinodermata; Asteroidea; Valvatida; Asterinidae.
AUGGAUGCCUCUGUGGACCAAAAUCCAGAGAUGGAUGCAAGGAUGCGCAUGGCCCUGGAGGGAGAAGUUGGAAUUGUUGUGGAUCUUCGCACAGAGAAUAAAGGUCGCCCAGGGAACAAGUUUGAUACAUUCUUUGAACAUCUGGAAACAGAAAUAGAACAGGUGCUUGCAGCGGACGACAGGAGACAUAAUGUGGCCCAUCUGUCCCAAUGGAUAUCCCUCCCAGAUCUUGUAAAGCAAGUAACCCGGAAAUGUCCUCCAAAUACUGACAUUCCCAGCAAGUCUCUGAGACGACAGUUGCGAGAAACACAUCCUGAUGUGCACUACUGUGCCGCUAUUUUCAAAUAUCUGCGCUCAAUGGCUGUGAAACUCAAAGCGUCCUGUAAAUUGCUGUGUGUAGAUGACAAGUCCAAAGUGAACUUUGGAGAACCGGGAACUGCUAUGGCAAGUGGUGUUCGGGGCAAACAGCAACUGGGCACUUCUGCGUCAACUAUAUCAGCUGCAGACCAUGAUGUACACAACAAGGGUCAUCUAACCCCAUCAGUGAUCCUGGAUGUGGAGAUUCCAGAUAGUGUUGACAAGUCCUUCUGGCGUGGAGAAGUGGUGGUCCACUUAAAUGACUCCAUUUUCCAGGCUUCAACACCUUUCCGCCAUGCUGUGUCUAUCAGGAAACAUGUGAUGCAGCAAGAUAUCAAAACAGAGGUUUUGCUGUUGUUCUCAGAUGGUGGCCCCGAUCAUCGUCUAACAUACGAGUCUGUCAAGAUGUCCCUCAUCUGUCUGUUCCGCGCACUAGACCUUGACAUGCUUGUAACAGCACGUUGUGCUCCGGGACAUAGUUGGAUCAACCCUGUGGAACGCAUUAUGUCUAUCUUAAAUCUAGCCCUACAGAAUGUUGCGUUAGAAAGAGACACAUGUACAGAAGAACUUGAAGGCAUCAUCAAGAAGUGCACAGGAAUGGCGGCCAUUCGCAAAGCUGCGGAGAAGCACCCAGACCUUAAGCCAGCCUGGAUACACAGUUUGGUGGAUAUGGUCUCUAUGCUGCGAACAAGAUUUGAGCGCCUUGCCUUGAAAGAGAAGCCUAUUGUCACAAGAGACCCUGUGUCUGAUGAUGAAGUAGAGGGCCUCCAAAGUUUUGGACUUCAGAUAGAUCCAGCUAUAAACAUGACACAACUUCAACAGAGGUUUGUGUCUCGCUUGGCUGAUUAUCAGAACUUUGUAGAAAGACACUGCCGAGCGCGGAAUUAUACUUUCCAGAUAAAAAAGUGUGAUGAUGCCAAAUGUUGCAGUGCGAAGAAGCUACCAGCGGAGGACCUUGCCUGGUUACCGGAUCCAGUACCAGACUCAAUGGGAGAGCACUACAAGAGCUAUGAAGUGCUACUUCCACAAGAAACCACACAAGAGCACAUGCCUUCCAACAAGAAUUUUGUAGGAAAGGUUUCAGAGGAUGCUCAGGGAUGCAAGACGUCGGAAUUGACUGCACAGCAUGCUCGCAAGAUAAUCAAGUGCGGGGAAUGUGGAAAGCCACGAGUAAAUUACAGCUCUUUAAAGCCAUCUUCUAAAGAUCUGAUUGAUUUAGAUGCUUGUAUUGAAGACUGCGAGUACACAUGUGGGAGUAUGCUUGUGCCAAUUGGACACAGGCUUUACAAAAAGAUGUUUGUGCGUCUUGCCUUGAACUGUGCAGAUCCAAUUGAGUACCCAUACUAUAGCUCAGGAAAUUUCCUGUUUGGAGUGUGUUGCUUCUGCGUUGCAGAGACAACUGGUGGUCCAAGGAGAGCUGCGUUACGCGAAAAAUACAGAGUUGUGUUGCCAGUCUGCAACAAGUGUUUGGAUGAUGGGAAAGAUUUCCCCAAAUCUAGGCCAUUUAAACGCUAAAAGAUGUACACCAAAAACAGCAAGUUGGCUUCAUGCCUCAUCUGUCCUGAAGCACACUGCAGGCCUUCGUCUUCCAUGCCUCCCUUAAAUUUUGUUCGACCUGACAGUUUUGUUUUUAUUUGCACAAAAACAGGAAAGACAUAAAAAGUGAAAUAAAUGUCAC